AGACAAGUUUUAAAAUCUAUCACAUUAUUCUAAGAUCUAUAGCUUAUAUCAUCAUGGAGAUCAGUGUAAGAUCUAUGUUGUACGUUGUCACAGUUCUCGUCUUAUCCACUGGUGUUAGUUCAAGGACAUUGUGCUCAAGRAUCUUCUUUCAGAACAUCGAUGAGAGUAAUAUGCCCUACAAGUUUAUCGAAGGUGUGUUCAUUAAGCAAAACUACAAUCACAACAACUUCCCUGUUUACAAGAGAGAGAACGACAAUCURCUGUUUUACCUUAGAAAGCUUACUUCUGGAGACUAUUCGCUGUUAUUUGGUUUAAAGUUAGACCAAUACUUUGGAGUUGGAGCUCGCACUACAACAUCUGCCCUGUCGUGGCUUGUGACCGGAACUUUAAACAAGAAUGAUGUAUUUGGUGGUUUGAUAUCUUACUGGAUUUACUACAACAGCCGAGAGGUAACUAAUUACAGGGUCCCUGUACCUCCAUAUAUUAAAGCAGUGUGUGUUGAUAGUGAUUUUAGACARUGUGACUCGGAUAAAGUCUACUUGAACAGUACAUUCACAGACGGCAAAAACAACGUUAUCAACAAUCCUAAUGUCGACUAUUUUAAGCGAGAAACUGGUACUUUUCGUUACCUAAGACCUGUGUAUAAACAUAGCAGGCAAAACUGGUAUCUUCAAUAUACUUCCGAUAAUAACUGGCUCGUUACAACUUCUCGUUACCCAGCUUCAAGUCACAACGAUCGGGGAGCUUUGAUGCGAGUCAAGGAUUAUGCCCUGAGACCUGAGUAUAUCAACAGCAUUUGGUCAGUUCACUACAACGGCUGGUACACCAAACCGGACCUCAAGGUUAAGUGCCGAGGAAUUAGCUCUCAGAAUAAUCUCUGUUCCCCAAAUCCAUGUUCAAACGGUGGUACAUGUGUUUUUACAUCGGGAAAUGAAACUGUCUGUUMUUGUCCACCUGGGUUUUACGGGCCGAGAUGCACAAAUAACAACAAGUGUCCAGAACCUCAAGCACAAAGUACCGAAAUUGGCUUUCUUCUACCAGGAUAUAUUCCAGGGUAUGUGGCCAUGGCAUUUUGCCGUACGUCAUAUCCUUCGCUGAGAUAUUUGAUAUGUACUGAUAGCACAUACUCUAGUCCAUAUUGGUCAAGACAAGGAAGCGCAUGCAAAGAGGCAAUUACAACACAGACACCAUACUUGACAACACAGUGGUCACCAUGGAGCCCAAUAUGGACACAACCAACACCAUCGCCGCUAAAUUUUGACGAUACGCCAGGUCUAAGCAUAGCAAUCAUAACGUGUGCAGUACUGCUGCAAAUAUUGCUACCAGUCAUAUUGUGGUGUUGUGCUAUUUGCAAGACAUCCUGCAAAGAAGUCGACGAGGGACAAGAAGACCAGCAGCGUCGCGAGGAAUUUGAAGGACAUUUAGAAUCUCGUCUUGAAAACGUACGGCGUGCCCAAAGUCAAGAGGAACUGGAUCAAGGCGUGCAGGACUACCGACGCGCGGUGCAGGAAUACCAAAGGGACACAGAGGCAACUCAGAUGAAGCGUAAAAAAGGAUUGUAUCGGAACGCUAGUCUCCUUMGACUUUAUUCUAUGGAUUUUUACAUAUCCUUUUACCUAUGGCUAAUCUAUUUUACUGUAUGUGGGGCAACACAAUGUACUCAGUACGGAUCCAUCUGUAGUCAGCUUAACAUCAUGGCAAUAGUAAUGCUAAUACUCUGUCCAUUAUUUGUAUUUAUCGAAAGUAUUUUCUCACACGAAUUGUCUUACUUGCGCAAUAUCAUGGAGGACGACACCGCUUGGGGGUACAUCCAAAAAAUGCAUGCUGUAGCCCCUGUGAUAUCGAUGACUGUCGAAUGCUAUCAYUGGGAGACACGUACGCGUGUAGUGUACUACACUGACUCUAACGGAAAUUCCCAGUCGCGUACGGAAACGUAUCAAGAACGCGUAGUUACGUACGUGGACAAUGAUGAGUUCAAGUAUGGAUGUUGGGUUGAUGUUUCUAAAAAAGAAAUGCCUGCGCUAAGCUACGUCGCACUGACGCGUCUUAAAAUCGAUCCCCAAAUACUAUUUGGUGACCAGGAAACGGAAGAAGACUUUGACCGACAAAGGGAAGAGAUGUUGGACAGAAAUCGUCACAGGGACGUCUUUAUGGAUUUCUCUUCGAGCCAAAGUAUUCCUGGCCUUAAGAAACGAAUUUCCGCUUAUGUAGAUAUGGCAGUAAAGCCAUGGUGGAUUGGUACGGGUUAUUUCUGGUUUGCCACUCUGUUGAUGCUGACCUGGCCGUAUCGCUGGCUCUUCAGAGCUAAAACAGCUAAAAGUUACUACGACUUGACAAAGAAGAUGUACAAAUCUACAAACCCACCACCUGAAGUUGAUAUCAUGGAUCCUAUUGCCAUCUUACAACAGGCUAGUAUCCCUCCAGUGGUCGGUCAGUCAAACGUCAAUUCUUCUUUUGCUAUGACCGAAUUACCCAGUAGUGCAACGCAGGCUGUUCCCCCGCCUUAUCCUGGAGCGAACCAGGAAACAGCUUAUCCGCCAACCAAUCAGGGAUUGCCAUAUCCUCCGGUCAUCCAAGGAGCGCCAUAUCCACCGACUUAUCAUGGGCCACCAUUUUCGCCAGCCAAUCAAGUAGCAACACAUCAACUGACCAAUCAGGGAUUGACUUAUCCCGCCAAUCAAGUGGUGCCUCAGCAAAUGCCCAACAUUCCGCCACCCGCAUACGAAUCAGCUGUUGGUUCGACCAGCAAAUCAGGAGCAACCUCACCUCAUCCAGUUGCAUGAGUAACAAUAAAUCAUACUUUUUAAAUUGACACCACCAUUUUUGAAUUGUUCCAACGAUAAAAGAUGUGCUUUUACUGAUGUUGAUCUGGUACUUCUAUUUACGACUAAUGUAAGGAAUUUGCUUGCUAGUACCUUUAUAGACAUCUAUACAUGCAAGCCGUACAUGUUCAUUACAUACUUUUAGUUAUUUCAAACCGGUGAUGUUUUUAUAUUUUGAUUAUAGUACUGCUCAUAAACCUGUGAAAUAAUUACUAAAGUAACACAUACUAGCUCCGACGGGCUUUAUGCGUGAAACUUAAAUAGUACAGAAUAGUAAUAACUUAUGUUAAUUAAUUUGCUUCGUAGAGUGAACAGAGUGAACGCAUUUAAUUCGUGAAAUGGUACAAGAAUCAAACACAACUAAGAACUAUUUAGUUUGUACAGCCGCGGUUUAAUUGAGAUCACUCUAUUGUGUAAUCAAAACUAUUUAGUACUAAUUAGUGUACUCUUACUAUUACUAUACAGUAUUGAACAAAUUAGAGUGAAGUCACCAAACCCGUGAACUGAACAAAAUUUGACUUUAAAGCGUGGAAGUCAAAUGAACACGACGCAAUUAUAGCUGCGUACCAAGUUGUAUUAGUGCAAUACGUAUUUCACGGUUGUUUUGGCUAGUGUAGGUGCGUCCCUUGAUCUAUUCUACUUUCCCUUUUAUAUAUUAAUAUUAGUAUUAAACAAAAUUAUUUCAAUAUCAAA
Messenger RNA from Exaiptasia diaphana, 3515 nucleotides. RefSeq lists its product as uncharacterized. NCBI's taxonomy places the organism in Eukaryota, Metazoa, Cnidaria, Anthozoa, Actiniaria, Aiptasiidae. The transcript has a single exon. The record is from RefSeq and is a predicted model, not a curated record. Bases 54 to 2783 code for a protein of 909 amino acids.